AUGGCUAUUGAUCAACUUCUUUCAUCUUUGUCCUCCAUCUUUCCACUCAAAGACUUGGGUCUCCUACAUUACGUUUUGGGGAUCGAAGCCCGUUUCACUGCCAAUUGCUUAGUUCUCUUUCAGGAGUGGUACAUCUUGGAUCUUUUCACUCGUACUAAGCUUGAUGGUGCCAAGCCGGUAUCCUCUCCAAUGGUUGCUUCUUCGAAGCUCUCUUGUGAUUUUGGUACUCCAUUGUCUGAUCCAUCAGAGUACCGGAGCAUUGUUGGUGCUUUACAAUACGUCACCAUCAUGAGAUCCGACAUCUCCUUUGCAGUUAAUAAGUUUUGUCAGUUCAUACAUUCACCAACUGAUGAACACUGUUACUCUCCUAUUCAAACUCUUGGAAGAGAGGUGUUCAAGCUUGUCAAAAAUCUUGGUUCUGUAGCACAAGAUUCCUUGGAAUGGAAAAGAAAAUAUGAGAAGAUCUUUUCAAAGCAGAAAGCUGAGGACCAAUCAAGUGCAGAAAUAGAAACUCUCAAAUCCAGAACCAGUGCUGCUGAAGCAAGGCUGGUUGUUGCUCGUGAACAAGCAGAAGCACAGUCUGCACAAGAAGCGGUAGAGGAAUGGAAAUGGAAGUAUGAUGUUGCUGUUAGAGAAACCAAGGCUGCUCUAGAGAAGUCGGCUAUUGUGCAAGAGCGAAAAAAUAAGCAGACACAAUUAACAGAAGAUUCUUUAAGGGAGGAAUACUCUGCAAUUUUGGAUGAAAAGGAAUAG
This is a messenger RNA of Nelumbo nucifera (sacred lotus), 753 nucleotides long. NCBI's taxonomy places the organism in Eukaryota, Viridiplantae, Streptophyta, Magnoliopsida, Proteales, Nelumbonaceae. The record is from RefSeq and is a predicted model, not a curated record.